This is a messenger RNA of Rana temporaria (common frog), 1475 nucleotides long. RefSeq lists its product as uncharacterized. The record is from RefSeq and is a predicted model, not a curated record. NCBI's taxonomy places the organism in Eukaryota, Metazoa, Chordata, Amphibia, Anura, Ranidae. Bases 38 to 1210 code for a protein of 390 amino acids. The transcript has 5 exons.
ACUCUCUGUAUACAGAUCACUUCCUGGACAUACAGUGAUGGGACGAUCGACUCUCUGUAUACAGAUAGGACUUCCCCGACCUCCCUGCUCUUCUCUCUCAUCAGACCUCUCAGCACAGCGCCGCAGACGCCUUCCUGGACACACAGUGACGGGACGAUCGACUCCAUGUAUACAGAUAGGACUUCCCCGACCUCCCCGCUCUUCUCUCUCAUCAGACCUCUCAGCACAGCUCCGCAGACGCCUUCCUGGACAUACAGUGACGGGACGAUCGACUCUCUGUAUACAGAUAGGACUUCCCCGACCUCCCCGCUCUUCUCUCUCAUCAGACCUCUCAGCACAGCGCCGGAGACGCCUUCCUGGACAUACAGUGAUGGGACGAUCGACUCUGUAUACAGAUAGGACUUCCCCGACCUCCCCGCUCUUCUCUCUCAUCAGACCUCUCAGCACAGCGCCGCAGACGCCUUCCUGGACAUACAGUGACGGGACGAUCGACUCUCUGUAUACAGAUAGGACUUCCCCGACCUCCCCGCUCUUCUCUCUCAUCAGACCUCUCAGCACAGCGCCGGAGACGCCUUCCUGGACAUACAGUGACGGGACGAUCGACUCUGUAUACAGAUCACUUCCUGGACAUACAGUGACGGGACGAUCGACUCUCUGUAUACAGAUAGGACUUCCUGGACAUACAGUGAUGGGACGAUCGACUCUCUGUAUACAGAUAGGACUUCCUGGACAUACAGUGAUGGGACGAUCGACUCUCUGUAUACAGAUAGGACUUCCUGGACAUACAGUGAUGGGACGAUCGACUCUCUGUAUACAGAUAGGACAUACAGUGAUGGGACGAUCGACUCUCUGUAUACAGAUAUCACUUCCUGGACAUACAGUGAUGAGACGAUCGGUUCUCUGUAUACAGAUAGGACUUCCUGGACAUUCAGUGAUGGGACGAUCGACUCUCUGUAUACAGAUCACUUCCUGGACAUACAGUGAUGAGACGAUCGACUCUCUGUAUACAGAUAUCACUUCCUGGACAUACAGUGAUGAGACGAUCGGUUCUCUGUAUACAGAUAGGACUUCCUGGACAUACAGUGAUGAGACGAUCGACUCUCUGUAUACAGAUAUCACUUCCUGGACAUACAGUGACGGGACGAUCGACUCUGUAUACAGAUCACUUCCUGGACAUACAGUGACGGGACGAUCGACUCUAUACAGAUAGGACUUCCUGGACAUACAGUGAUGGGACGAUCGGUUCUCCCCACAAAAGAGAUGACUUCUGGGAUGUGCAGUGCUGGCAGGAAAUGCCCGGCUGGUCCAAGUCCGGCCCUUUUUUAGGAAAAAUGUAACCCUUCUUCUAUUUUUAGUCCUAGAUUCUUUCUGUUUAAAAUUGCUUAUUGUUGACGGAUACUCUACCUCUGCUGGAAGGCUGUUCCAAGCAACAACUACUUUUGUUUGGUAAAAUAAUACUUUCACUUUUCCUUCUA